Molecule: messenger RNA, 1006 nt
Organism: Helianthus annuus (common sunflower)
Lineage: Eukaryota; Viridiplantae; Streptophyta; Magnoliopsida; Asterales; Asteraceae
Product: protein LURP-one-related 10
Exons: 3
Coding region: 183-860 (225 amino acids)
Source: RefSeq, a predicted model, not a curated record
AAAUAUUAUAACUAAAUAUCUAGUAUCAAGUUGAAGAAAAGAUUAUAUUGACAGUCCACUAGGCACUACGCACAUGUGGAUGUAGUCAACUUGUUGGUCAAUGAAUAUCAUGUUAAAAGCCUUCACACAGCUCCUACUCCUUGCAUACCUGCAUAGAACUACAAUCUUAGUGUUUGCUUGUGAUGAUGGCUCAACCUAGUGGUGCACCUGUAUUCCCUCCAUUUUCUGUCAUCAGUCCUCAGUUCGUUACACAGGAACCACUUGAAAUUAUAGUCGAUAGUUAUCCUGGUAGAAACCUUGUGAUAUCUAAUAUUAAUCAUAAAAUCAUGCUCAAAGUACAACCAUGCGACACAUUCACCCAUUAUCAGUCCGUGCUACUUGACGUUAACGACAAGCCCAUCGCGAUGCUCCAGAAGCAAUUAAGUAGUACGCAUAGCAGAUGGAAUGUAUUCAAGGGUGAAAGUAAAUCUGAUUCGGACAUGAUAUUUACCGCAAAAAACGAAAAUAUGAUCCAGCUUAAGACCAAUAUUAGCAUGAUGUUGGCAAACAAAAUGAGAAGCAACGAUGUUUGUGAUUUGAGGAUCAAAGGGAGCUGGUCGAAGGGAAACUUCACAAUUUAUAGGGGAAAUUCUUCAUCAGAAAUGGCACGGAUUCAUAAACCGCAAUCAAAGAAGAAGUACGAAGCAGCGGACAAGUUCACGGUCACAAUCCAACCUAACAUGGACUAUGCAUGUGUGGUUGCACUCCUUGCAAUUGUUGACGCUAAUGAACACCCUGAUGAUAAUACUGCCAUGUAUACGGCUGCUGCUAAAGGUUCGCUUAGUUCGGCUAGGAAUAUUGGUGAUUUUCUCCAGGUGUAGUUCCAUUUUCCAAAUAUAAGUUUAUGUAUUUGUCACUGUCAACUAUUUCGUUGUCCCAUAGUUAAAUAUUAAUGCUUUUCCAUAAAACAUUUGUAACCGUCACUUUGUUUUAGUUAUCACCUAAAUCUGCCGCCAUUUCCAUCUCA